CACUCUCCCCGAACCCCCAAAGACGGCCAUCAUCAUCGUCGCGUUGCCUUCUUCCCACCUCCCAAAAACCCUACACCCCGCGACGACCAACCGGCGGCCGCCAUGCUCCUCCGGCGACCACUUCAGACGCUCACCCUCCCCCUCCUCCGCCGGCACUUCUCCGCCUCCGCCGCAGCGGUUUCCGCCCCAGAUCACAACAUCGACGAACUCCUGUCGCCGCCGUUCGACUACCUCCCUGGUCACCCGCGGCCGGACGCGAAGCACGACGAGGUGAUCUUCGCCGUGCCGAGGGACUCCUCUGGCCGGCACUUCGCGGCCAAGGAACGCAAGGCUGGGCGUGUGCCGGCCAUCGUCUUCGAGCAGGAGAAUGGCCAAGAGGGCGGUAACAAGCGCCUCGUCUCGGUGCCGUCCAAGCAGAUCCGCAAGCUCGUCGACCACCUCGGACGGUCCUUCUUCCUCUCCCGCCUCUUCCGUCUCCAGGUUUGGUCCGAGCAGGCCGGGCAGGGGGACCUCAUCGAGAGCGUCCGCGUCCUGCCGCGCAAGGUGCACUUGCACGCAGGCACUGAUGAACCUCUCAAUGUGACAUUCAUGAGAGCACCUUCUUCGGCACUGCUCAAAAUAGAUGUUCCUUUAAUGUACAUUGGGGAGGACGCCUCACCUGGCCUCAGGAAAGGAGCUUACUUCAACACCAUAAAACGAACUGUCAAGUUUCUCUGCCCUGCUGACAUAGUCCCGCCAUACAUUGAAGUGGACCUAAGCGAGUUGGAUGUCGGGCAGAAACUGCUGAUGCGCGAUCUGAUAGUCCACCCGGCGCUGAAAUUGCUUCAGUCGCCAGAUCAACCCAUCUGUAGCAUUAUAGGGUCAAGAGCCCCCGACCAGAAGAAAGAGAAAUCAAAAUAACUCGCUCCGCUGUGUUAACUAUUUGCAACAGAAUAAACUUGUUUUGCUAUCUAUGCGAGUUAUUCAGUUCUUGAUUAUCCCACCUAGAACGAAUACUACUAGGAUGAUUUUGUAGCAAAAGACCACUGUUUUACCUGAGGAAUGGAAGCCAGAUGCUACAGAUAAGAAUACGGCAGGAAUGUCCAAAUAUGUUUAUGUGAUUUUGUUCACAGAAACUUCACUGUGAUGUAUUUUAUCAGAAAAGCGUUUACCUGUUGACAA
Molecule: messenger RNA, 1161 nt
Organism: Aegilops tauschii subsp. strangulata
Lineage: Eukaryota; Viridiplantae; Streptophyta; Magnoliopsida; Poales; Poaceae
Biological process (GO): translation
Cellular component (GO): cytosolic large ribosomal subunit; ribosome
Molecular function (GO): structural constituent of ribosome; 5S rRNA binding
Source: RefSeq, a predicted model, not a curated record